Molecule: messenger RNA, 1095 nt
Organism: Mya arenaria
Lineage: Eukaryota; Metazoa; Mollusca; Bivalvia; Myida; Myidae
Product: putative glutamine amidotransferase-like class 1 domain-containing protein 3B, mitochondrial
Exons: 7
Coding region: 285-851 (188 amino acids)
Cellular component (GO): mitochondrion
Source: RefSeq, a predicted model, not a curated record
CCAAACGGUGUUUAUGUUAAAUAAACCCCGUCAAUUUUUCGUUCAUUUUUGUUCUUUUGCGGAAAAGAUGUUUUCUACUGUUAAAGCAGCAUGUCAUUUGCGAAAAGCAUUGCAUCCACUAUUCUUAGUUCGGAAUGUUCACGCUAGUAUAACGUCACACUCACCAAACGUUGCUGUGGUACGGUAAUCUGGUUCUGUCAGGCUGCGGUGUUUAUGAUGGGAGUGAGGUCCAUGAAUCUUCAGCGGUGCUGGUUCACCUUAGCCGGUCAGGAGCCGAUAUCUCAAUGUUUGCUCCAGAUAUUGACCAGAUGCACGCUAUAGAUCAUACAAAAGGCGAGCCCAUGGACAUAAAUAGAAAUGUCCUUGUUGAAUCUGCACGAAUAGCUCGAGGAAAGAUCUCAUCAUUGUCCAACCUGAAGGCCACAGACUAUGAUGCUGUCAUUUUUCCGGGAGGAUUUGGGGCAGCCAAAAACUUAUCAAGCUUUGCUGUUGAUGGAGCCAACAUGACAGUGAACACUGAUGUAGAAAGGGUCAUUAAAGAGUUCCAUAAUAAUGGUAAACCUAUUGGGUUGUGCUGUAUUGCCCCAGUACUUGCUGCACGAGUGUUGCCAGGGUGUGAGGUAACUGUUGGGCAGGACAAAGACGACGGAGGCUCAUGGCCAUACGCCGGCACUGCAGGAGCCAUAGCGACAAUGGGCGCUAAACAUGUCAACAAGAAUGUGGAUGAAGCCUACACUGACAGCAAGAAUAAGAUCGUCACAACGCCAGCAUUCAUGUGUGAAACCAAGUUCCACGAAAUAUUUGACGGAGUUGGGAAAAUGAUCGACGGGGUUUUAAAACUCCUACGAUGAAAUAGGAUAUUUGUUUCAGUAUUUAAUAUUUUUUAUGUUUUUGUAUUGUGUGGUUUAUUAAAGAUCAGAAUGGUGACUUCAGUUGAAAAUAUGUAUGGCAGUUAUUGGCCAUAUUGCAAAAAAUAUAUAUAUAUUACAAGUAGUAUUUUCAAUACUACAGUAGAUAGUAAUUGUUGAUUUGUGAAAUUCUAGUGCAGACAUGCAUGUUUGUUUAUAGUAUAAUUGAAAAAAAAUGUGAAAUGAG